GCUGGGUAAGCCGGGUUUGUUAAACAGGGCGUUAUGGUCGAAAUUAAAUUCCACACCAUUUGCACCGUGCCGGAAAGCUUUCCUUUUCUUGAUGCUUUCCGAAAUCUAUAAAACUUUUCCCGAAUUGUAAAACUUAGCUAAAAAAGUAAUAACUACCGCGUGGGAAGUUAGCGAUUCACAAUUACUCCAUUAUCAUACGGAGCAACUGCAAUGAAUACAUAUAAGUGUGUGUGUAUACAAUAUAUCCAUUGAAAAACAGAACAAAUUGGACUCAGAGAAGGGCAACGGAAUGGGAAACUGUGUGUCUGAUGUGAAAGGUGGUAAGCAGGCGGUAGGAGGAGGCGGCGGUGAUGGGGUCUACCACCGGGCUCAGGCAGUUGGCGGCGGCGGUGAGGGCAAAAACGACGCAGUGGAUUUCUUCUUCCGGUCCAAGGGAAUGCGCCCUCUCGGCUCCCAAAUUGAGCUAUCUCUAUCAGCCUCAAAGCUUCUUGACCGUGACAUCAUGUCAAAGAGUGAUCCCAUGGCAGUAGUGUUUUUGAAGAAAAGGGACGGGACCCUUGUAGAAGUCGGACGUACCGAAGUGAUAAUGAACAAUUUGAACCCUGCCUGGAUUCAAAAAAUUAGUAUCAUUUACCAGUUCGAGAUUGUUUGCGCUUCUUUGUCAUGAAGCGGCAGUCAGUCCAUGCAAUUUUGGAUGGGAUUUUCACUAUGGGUCAUCCGGAAACAGUCUCUCUGUGCUUUAGUACAGGGGUAAGACUGCGUACAUCCGACCCCCCUUACCCCACCGUAGGUGGGAGCCUUUGCGGCACUGGGGUAAAUGAAAAUGAAAAUGAAAUGACCAGUUCGAGAUUGUUCAACCACUGAUGUAGGUUUUUUUUUUAUGUAUGUCAUUUUCUUUAUAAAAGCAUUCGUUUAUAGUUCAUGUAUUCAUUUUAUUUUCAGAUUUCAUAUAUAUGAUGUGGACUCAAAGUACAACCAUUUACCUGUGAAGGCACUGAAGUUGAAGGAUCAAGAUUUCCUUGGUGAAGCCACUUGUGUUCUCUCUGAGAUUGUGACCAAACCGAAUCAGCAGUUAACAUUGAAUCUUCAUCAUAGACGUGGGCGUGGCUCAAAUAACUUGGGCACACUUACAAUCCAUGCAGAAGAAACUGUUGUUUCGAGGAGUGCAGUGGAGUUAACACUAAGGUGUACAAAUCUAAAAAAGGACAUAUUCUCCAAAAGUGUAUGCAUGAGAUGGAAUUCAGUUUUCUAUUAUUUGUAGCCUUAAUUUGAUGAGCAUGGCUUACUAUUUACUAGACUCCCAAUGUGAAGCAGGAACAUUGGGUUUGGUGCCCUUUCUUUUCUCGCUUUAUUAUUGUUUCUGUUUUAAUAUUUUAGGAUCCUUUCUUGAGAAUAUCUAGGACUGUUGAAGCUGGAAGUUCUAUUCCUAUAUGCAAGACAGAAGUUCUCAACAACAACUUAAAUCCCAUAUGGAAGCCAGUGAGUUUAUCUCUGCAACAAUUUGUGAACAAGGAUAACCUUCUAACCAUUGAGUGCUUUGACUUCAACAGAAGUGGCAAUCACAUCCUCAUUGGAAAAUUGCACAAGACAGUUGCAGAGCUUCAAGAUCUUCACAACAGUAAAGCUGGAGCUAAUCUUAUCUCACCGCCUUCUGGUUUCAGGAAACAAGAAAAGCUUUUGAAGGGUCAACUGUUUGUGGAAAAUUUUACUGAGAAGCAACUCUACAGCUUUCUUGAUUACAUUUCUAGUGGAUUUGAGCUUAACUUUAUGGUUGCUGUUGAUUUUACUGGCCAUAAUGGAGGUGGGAGAGGUUAUACAAUUUUAUGACUCUGAUAGAUGUUUUCCUGCUUGGGGGUUUGGUGGAAUGACGAAUGCUGGAUCAGUGUCUCACUGUUUCAGUUUAAAUGGAAAUCCAAGUGCACCCGAGGUUCAAGGUGUAGAAGGGAUAAUGAACGCUUACUCAAGUGCUAUGCACAAUGUAACUCUUUCUGGACCCACCUUGUUUAGCCAUGUUAUUAACAGUGCCGCAAAUAUUGCAGCUCAGUCCCUCAAAAACACCCAAAACAAAUAUUUCGCCUUGCUAAUUAUCACGGAUGGAGUACUAACUGAUCUUCAAGAAACUAUAGAUGCUAUUGUAAGGGCAUCUGACCUACCAGUUUCAAUUCUUGUCAUCGGAGUUGGCAAUGCAGAUUUUACACAAAUGGAGAUUCUUGAUGCUGAUAAUGGAAAACGGCUCGAGAGCUCCACGGGAAGGGUAGCUACAAGAGACAUUGUGCAGUUCAUUCCCAUGCGCGAAGUGCUUGCUGGGCAGAUUUCAGUGGUGCAGGCCUUAUUAGAAGAGCUUCCAGGGCAGUUCUUGGCAUACACGCGCAGCAGAGACAUUAAACCCCUGAAUGUGGGCUAGGGCCUAGGUUACAACAGUAGUUUGGAGUUAAACGGAGGAGUGAAAUAUUAAUGUUAUAUGCUUUCCUUAUACAGGAGCUUUUUGGAAACAAAUGGUGGACAACAUUUAACAAAUGGUGGAAGUUCACCUGUUUACAUCUUGUGUGGUGUCAAACCAAGUACUCCGUAUUAAACAUUAUCUCACUCCCACAAUUUAUUUUAUAAUAAACUUUAUCUAACUUAUGUUA
Molecule: messenger RNA, 2630 nt
Organism: Cuscuta europaea
Lineage: Eukaryota; Viridiplantae; Streptophyta; Magnoliopsida; Solanales; Convolvulaceae
Source: the annotation of a GenBank genome assembly